AUGUCACAAAAUCACCCAAAUCAUCAAAAUAUUCCUUCCAAUAUUCCUUUUCAAUUAAAUAUUGUCAAUUCUACAAAUACUUCAAUUCCUUCCUUUAAUUAUUUAACUGAACAACAACCCAACGAUGUUUACGAAUUUAAUGACAGUCCGGAAGAGGACAAAAUGGCGGCGCCAAUGACUUCAAACUAUUUUCAAAAUGUAUCUCCAAAUAUGGGAACGUCUUUUAAUCAAUACAAGAGUCCAAUUACAGCCUCUCCAAGCUUUUCAACAACCCCUAAACGAAUAAAAACGGCCAUGCUUGCAAAAAAGUUAGUUGCCGCUGCUGCAGUGGAGUCCUCUUCAGCCUCCAACAAGUUAAAUCUGGUGGAAAGUUUGCCUGAACCAAAACCCGAAACUGUGGAAUUUUGUCAAAAAAUUGAAAAUCAAGUCAAAAGGGAAGAGUAUUACGAAAAAGAAGGGACUGAAUUAAAAAUUGGAAACGAAUUAAAAAUUGAAGGAUCUGAUGAAAUUAAACAACCUUUACAACAACCACACAGAGCCUAUUCUUUUACUUGUGGAGGGGUGCAAGAACAAAAAAAGGUCCCUCCUCUAAGAAUUUCUUUAAUAAAAACGCCCAGUGAAGAUGGGGAGUCACAGCCAGUAUUGUAUUCACCAGUCAGUUCUGUUCGAAAAACUAAGAGGGCAACUGGUGGACGUUCAAAUACUACUAGUUCAAAGAAGGAGGAAAUGAGGAGAGUGACAAGGAGCAGAGUUCGCCAAACAAAUAAUUUAAAUGAUGGAGACGAUAGCCACCAGCAACCCCAACCUUAUAGAAAACGUCCAAAACGAACAUUAGAAAAUUAUAAUUCUUCAAAUAUUGGAUUUUUGGAGGAAGAAGAUGCUAGUAGUGCUGCUGAGGGUGCCUGUGAAGAUAAUUUAAUGAUAGAUGAGGACGAAAAUGAUGAACAAAAAAAUGAGGAGAAUUCACAGCAUAGCAGUUCUAAAAGUGUUUCUGAAGUUCACAGCGCUAGCCGUUCUACAAGUAUUUCUGCAUUGGCAAGUGGAAAAGAACAAUCGCAACAAAAUUUGGAAAAUGAAAAGAAUAAUAAUAAUGGAGGAAAUGAUGCAAGUACUACAACAACAACAACCCCUUCUGUUGCUGCUACUCUUUUUGCUAAAAAUAGUUUUGAACAAAGUAUUUGUUAUGAAACAAUGAUGCACAAUAAAUGGACACAAAAUUAUGUUGAACAUUUAGCUUUUCUGAUAGAAACAAUGCAAAGUACAGAUGAAAGUCAAGGGACGAGGUCUGCAAAGACAAAAAAUUUUUCUUCAAGUGGACAUGAAAAACAAAAUAAUGAGAUUUGUAAAGAUUUACCAGAAGUUCUUAAAAAACUCUUUUUGGAACAAGAGAAGCGAAGGCAUGAAUUGGCAGAAGAACACAAUUUAGAUAAAGAAAGGAUAACCCAAAUGGCAGAGAGAGAAAUGUGUAGAAUUGGGGCUGAUAGAAAGAAACAACUUUUUCCUGUUGGUUAG
Meloidogyne enterolobii is the source of this 1512-nucleotide messenger RNA. The record is from the annotation of a GenBank genome assembly. NCBI's taxonomy places the organism in Eukaryota, Metazoa, Nematoda, Chromadorea, Rhabditida, Meloidogynidae.